GAGCUUCAGGCUACCUGAGUCAGUCAGGAGGAGAAUCAGGGACGUAGGAUCACACAUUUGUCUCAGUUCUCGUGUGCAUUCGUGUCAACAAGCGAGUGUCCAAAAUGACACUGGAACCCUUGAGAUCGGCUUUAUCUCUCGGGGAGAUUGGAGAGACGUCGCUGGCGGUUCCGUCAGACGGGGAUUCCCACACGGGCAAGCGGCGCGUCAUGGAGCAGGUUAGCACCAUGAGAAAGAGCAGGAGCAAGUACAGAGGAUCAGCAGGAACACUGUCCCCCACCAGCCCCAAGAGUGACAGUGUCUUUUACGAAAGCAAGUUCGCUUCUUUUCCUGCAAAUGGAUCGGACUUUUUGCAUGAGAGCGCUUUCGCAAAUGGACAUGCAAAAAUGAGGCAACAGAAGCACGGCAUGAUGCAGAGGAGUGUUAGCACAAAGUCAGCCAACUAUCACAGGGUCCAAAAUAACAGUAUGUUACCGAGCAGCCUUCCUGCUAUAAACCAACCCUAUGCAGACCUCUAUGCCAAUCAAGGGGCCUUGAAUAUUAACACCACCCGCUGGAGCCAGAAUUUCAGGCAUUCAAAAAACAUGGACAGGACUCAAGUCCAACCUCCACUCACCAACUCCACUCAACAAACAAAGGUGAACGGCAAUACCAUUAACAAGAGACCUCCCUCUGCCCACUCAAACUCUGAGCCCAAGCUCUCAGUGCCAAGCAGGACAAAGUCUGAGACAAACGGAAUGAAUGGAGAGGCAAACAUGUCUAGUAUCGCAUUAGUAGACGCGAUAUUAAUGAUCACCCAUGGGAAUGAAAGGCAGCAGCUGCUUGGAGCUUCCGUUAUUCAGCAUAAAACAUUCACAGAUGACAAGGCCAAGGAAGAGGUAUUUAAGUAUGGUGGCAUUUCUCAUUUGGUGGCCUUGCUCAGCAGCUCGAACCCUGACAUCCAACUGACGUCGGCCUCUGCAUUGCGUAAUCUUGUCUUCAAAAAUUCAGCCAACAAGGAGGAGGUACGGCGCACAGGAGGGUUGACCAUGGCUUUGCAGCUACUCCGAGACACUAACUCGGCUGAAACCCAGAAACACGUAACCGGUCUUCUGUGGAACCUAUCUUCGGAGGAAAGCAUUCAACCUGAUCUACUACGACAGGCUCUUCCGGUUCUUACUGAGACAGUGCUGCAGCCGAAUGCAGACACCUCAGCCAUAGAGUCUGAAUUAGAAUCUCGCACUGAGAGCUUCUGCAAUGCCACAGCAUGCCUACGAAAUCUCAGUUCUGGCAAACUGGCAAACCGGCAAGCCUUGCGUAACUGUGAGGGCCUGAUUGACUCACUAGUCAAACACUUGCAGUCUUCUAUGGAGAACGACCAGCUGGAUGAUAAGUCUGUGGAGAAUUCUGUGUGCGUUCUUCACAACCUCACCUAUCAGCUGGAAACCGAGGUGCCUUCUGUGUUUAGCAAGAUUAACAACCAGGCUAUGGCUUCUGAAAGCCGCGCUAACGCCACUGACACCGGCCCUAUCGGCUGCUUUAGCAACCAGAGCCGCAAGAUCCAGCAAGAGAGCAACAUCGAAUCCACAAUGAUCGAUGACUUCGAUCCCAAAGGCAAGAGCCAACUUAUUCACUCAAAGACGCUGCAGACUUAUCUGAAAAUGCUGGGUUCCAGUCAGAACACAAACAUUCAGGAGGCGUGCUGCGGAGCUCUGCACAACCUCACUGCCAAGAAGGGAAUCGUGUCAGAUGUGUUGAGUUACACCAUUGUCCAGAGGCUGAAUGGUAUAAAGUACCUCUCUCCACAUCUACGAUCACAGAAUUUGUCCCUGAAGAACGGCAUCACCACACUGAUGGGGAACCUGUCUCGAACUCCCUCACUGCACAGAACUCUAGCUCGUCAGGCUCUUCCCGAUGUCAUCCAGACCUUGACAUCUGAUAUUACACCAGAAUCUGACAGCGCCACGGCAGUAGCCUGCCACACGGCAAACAACCUGCUGAGGGCGGACCCUGAGAAGGGAAAGACGUUACUAAGCAAUGACCUGAUCAACUCGCUCAAUAACAUGAGUCAAAACAUAACCCUGCCGAAGGCCAGUAAGGCAGCAGGAGCUCUCCUUCAUAGCCUUUGGUCUGACAAGACUCUUCAGAGUUUCCUCAAGAAGCAAGGGAUGAGUAAGAACUUCUUUGUGAAUGAUAUAACUUCAGCUGCAAUUAGGUCUCUUCAUAUUGUUGAGUAAACUGAUCAUCGUGCCGGUGACUUCAACAAACGUCCAACUCUGCGUAACAGCUACAGAAAAUAACUUCUUAACUAUACACAUGAAUAUACUAUACACAUCAUAUAUUCCUGUCCGCUUUGAAUAUAAAGAAAUAAAAAAAAAGGAAAAAGCAGCUAAGGGGAAUGUAAAUGAGCUUUACAGCUCUGAGUUUGCACAGAAAUUGGGAAAAAAAUAUUUUAUUUCUUUUCUUUAUUUCAAAUAGAUUUUUCUUGUGUUGCAUGGAAGUGCCAUAAUGGGAACAUAUUACAUUUUUUAUUACAUUUAUUACAUUGCAUCUAGUUGAUGGAUUGCUAUUUUGAGUAUGAUGAUAUUCUGACAUGGAUCUGCCUACAUGAGAGGGGAUAAACUGCAAAUUUUCAUGCCUUUUUAUUUUAAUGUUACAAGUAUUGUGGUAUUUAUGUCUGUACCUUUGAGAGUCACAAACUGCUGGAACCAAAUUCCUUGUGUGUGUCAACACACUUGGCCAAUAAAUCUGAUUCUGAUUCUGAUGAAUGAAUAAAAAUGGAUAAAUGUCUCAAGGAUUAAAGUUUUGGUUCCUGCCAACCCAAUACAGUUAGUCUUAAGCUGAGGUAUUAGACACCAAGGUAUUAUUAUGAAUAUUCAUAUAUGUUGUUGUUGUUUUUUUUCCAGAUUUAUUGCAUUUUAAUAAUUUUUCACUUGAUCUUACCGUUUGAAGAGGGUGUCUUUGUAAUUGCUCGAUUUAUUCAAGUCUCAUGUUUGAGUUGUUAAUAUCUUUUUUUUUUCAGCAGAAACCAAAUAAAGCUUUUUGAAAUGGU
This is a messenger RNA of Tachysurus fulvidraco (yellow catfish), 3031 nucleotides long. It is a transcript of the gene pkp1b, whose product is annotated as plakophilin 1b. Gene Ontology annotation, molecular function: cadherin binding. NCBI's taxonomy places the organism in Eukaryota, Metazoa, Chordata, Actinopteri, Siluriformes, Bagridae. The coding region runs from base 105 to 2216 and encodes 703 amino acids. Gene Ontology annotation, biological process: intermediate filament bundle assembly; cell-cell junction assembly; cell-cell adhesion. The transcript has 13 exons. The record is from RefSeq and is a predicted model, not a curated record. Gene Ontology annotation, cellular component: adherens junction; plasma membrane; cytoplasm.